Strongylus vulgaris is the source of this 141-nucleotide messenger RNA. NCBI's taxonomy places the organism in Eukaryota, Metazoa, Nematoda, Chromadorea, Rhabditida, Strongylidae. The record is from the annotation of a GenBank genome assembly.
AUGGAAAAAGAACACCCAGUGGACAUGGGAGUCGAUCAAGAAGUUCAGAUUGCCACCCCUCGAGCAAAAGUGAGAUUCAGAGUGAAGCUGGAAAAGAACAUCUGUGACCGUGUUGAAAGAAGAAAAGUCGUAUAUGACGGG